AUGGCGGCCUGCGCCGAGCCCCGGGCGGGCAGGGGCAUCUCGACGUCAGGCCCGCCCCGAGUGUCCACGUUGCCGGUCCAGAAGUCCACCGUGGAGCCAAUGCUGUUGGUGCUGGACCUCGACGAGACGCUCGUGCGGGUGAGCUGCGAGGGCGUGCACUGCCACAAGCGGAAGCUGGACAGAGUCGACUUCAGCGUCGACGUGCAGCUUGACGUCAGCCAUCGGUGCCACGUGUCUGUUCGACCAGGCGUCGAUGAUUUUCUAGCCUGGAUCCAGGAGCGGCGGAGGCAGGGCGUCAUGGACACGCCGUGGAUUUUUACUACCUCCACUGCGAGGUACACCAAGGCCAUAUUGCGCCACCUGGACCCAGGUGGCCGUGUUUUUGGAUUGAAUGUCCUGACGCAGCAGGCGUGCGCGCUGCCCCGGCUGCCUGGCUUCUUCCUCAAGGAACGCCGCGGGGGUGCCGCGCGCGAAGCCUGGCGGCUGCAGCCAAGGGCGGAAUGA
Prorocentrum cordatum is the source of this 504-nucleotide messenger RNA. The record is from the annotation of a GenBank genome assembly. NCBI's taxonomy places the organism in Eukaryota, Dinophyceae, Prorocentrales, Prorocentraceae.